AUGCGUUGCUUCAAAGUAUUAAGAUGCAUAACUCUGUGGUCUAAAGUGCCUUAUGGUUCAUUAGAUCCUUCAGUUAAUCUAGUUGCAUAAUAUGAUGCAGAUAACUAUUACUAAAAAGUAAAUUUGGGAGUAAAUACUUAUAGAGAUAACUAAGGAAAUCCUGUACUUCUGGAGUCUGUACAAGAAGCUUUGUAAAUUGUUAGAGAAAAAAAUUUAGAUAAUGAAUACCCUCCCAUAGAAGGACUCUAAUCUUUCAUCUAAGCAACGAUAAAACUUGGAUAUGGUGAGAAGUACUACGAAAGAAACGGUAAAUACAUUGCUGGGUGCCAAGUUCUCAGUGGAACAGGGGCUGUAAGAUUAGGUUUUGAACUAUUAAAUAAGUUUGUUUCUCCGGGAACAUAAGUUUUUGUUCCAAAUCCGACUAAAACUCUUCAUUCGACUAUAGCCUAGAUGGCAGGAUUAUAGUCUAAAGAGUAUCGCUAUUUUAAUCCAAUUACCAGACAAGUAGAUUUUUCUGGACUUUUUGAAGACUUAUAAAUUGUCCCAAAUGGAUCAAUCGUAUUAUUCCAUGCUUGCUCACACAAUCCAACUGGAUGUGAUCUUGAUUUAGAUUAAUGGAAACAAUUAUUGGAUUUAACAAAAUAAAAAGGCAUUCUACCAUUUUUUGAUAUGACAUACUAGGGAUUUACAAGUGGAGAUAUGGACUAAGAUGCUUAAGCCAUUAGAAUGUUUACAGAAGCAGGAGUUCCCAUCAUGUUAGGUUAAUCAUUUGAUAAAAACAUGGGGUUGGCAGGCUAAAGAACUGGGUGUCUCAGUAUAGUCUGUUCUAAUGAAAGAGAAAAGGAAAUGGUUGUUUCAUAACUAAAUUUGUUAGCCAGAUCACUUUGGUCUUGCCCUCCAGUUCAUGGUGCCAGAAUUGCAGAAACUAUACUCAACAAUCCUGAAAUAUAUUAAUUGUGGUUGAAUGAAGUCAAACAAAUGGCAUUAAGAUUAAAAAAUAUAAGAUAAAGUUUUACAAAAGCCUUAAAAGACUUAGGUUCUCCUCAUGAUUGGUCUCAUCUCUCAAAAUAAUUUGGAAUGUAUUCAUUAACAGGUUUUGGGCAAGUCCAAAUAAAAGAACUCAUGGAAAAGUAUCACAUCUAUUUAUUACAUAAUGGUGGAAUAUCGAUAGCUGGAUUGAAUGAUGCUAACAUCAAGUACGUGUCUAUGGCUUUUCAUGAAGUGACAAAAAACUAUAGAUUGUGA
Molecule: messenger RNA, 1245 nt
Organism: Paramecium tetraurelia
Lineage: Eukaryota; Ciliophora; Oligohymenophorea; Peniculida; Parameciidae
Exons: 3
Biological process (GO): amino acid metabolic process; biosynthetic process
Cellular component (GO): mitochondrion
Molecular function (GO): L-aspartate:2-oxoglutarate transaminase activity; pyridoxal phosphate binding
Source: RefSeq, a predicted model, not a curated record